Orbicella faveolata is the source of this 387-nucleotide messenger RNA. RefSeq lists its product as uncharacterized. Lineage: Eukaryota; Metazoa; Cnidaria; Anthozoa; Scleractinia; Merulinidae. The record is from RefSeq and is a predicted model, not a curated record. Gene Ontology annotation, molecular function: protein dimerization activity.
AUGGAUAACUCUAGGAUAUCAGAUUAUGACUACAAUCUUAUGUGCACUGAAAACAGAGAGUUCCUCUACGAAAAUGAGGGUAUACCAGGAAUUAAUCCAGACUUUGUUUACCUAAAAAGUCAAACAGAAGUGUCAAAGAUGGCGAAUUCGAAAUUUGGUGAAACAAGAAUCGUUCCUAACCAGCAGACGCCUACGAAAAAGCGUAAGCGAAAUUCCGUCAAAGAUAAGCAAAGAACCGAGGCCGAACAGAUUGCGUACAAGAAACUGAAAGAAUUAAUUCCGUCUUUACGAGGAAACAAGCGAAUCACGAAGCUGCAGACCAUACGAGAGGCAUGCUUGUACAUCGAAAAUUUGCGGAAAACUCUUACGGGAAUUCGCAAAGGGUAA